Molecule: messenger RNA, 1684 nt
Organism: Myxocyprinus asiaticus (Chinese sucker)
Lineage: Eukaryota; Metazoa; Chordata; Actinopteri; Cypriniformes; Catostomidae
Gene: nkx3-2
Product: NK3 homeobox 2
Exons: 2
Coding region: 644-1375 (243 amino acids)
Biological process (GO): cell differentiation; regulation of transcription by RNA polymerase II
Cellular component (GO): nucleus
Molecular function (GO): DNA-binding transcription factor activity, RNA polymerase II-specific; RNA polymerase II cis-regulatory region sequence-specific DNA binding
Source: RefSeq, a predicted model, not a curated record
ACACUGAAAACACAUGUAUGACACAGAGGUGAGAGAUUGUUUCUAAGUGUGAAGUACUCACAAGUGUGGUGUAAAUCAACGGGGUUCAUCCAUCUCACCUGAGAAUAAGAUCACACAUAAAUCGACUGAUACUGAACGCGAGAUUAGUUUCCAUUCUUUGAAAUCGGUGAUUGAUGUGUGUGUUUGUGGCGGAUGCGCAGUUUGCGGAACUUUUGUGUGCAUCUGUCUGGAGUCCUGCUUUUGCGCUGUUUGUGCAUAUGCUCAUAUUUAGUUGCGACUGUCAUUUGUAAAGGUAAUAAUUCAUACAUGUUCAUCCGUCUGGUGUUUAAGGGUUAAAGUGCUGAGAUGUUCUGGGUGUUCUGACAUGCGUAAAUAUGUGGAAGUUACAGAGAACCAAUCAGAACGCAAUGCAUCUGUCUGAUUGACCAAUGGGAGUGUGUUGUGGGGUCAGUGUGAGCCGCAGGUGAAGUGGAUAGUAGCGCAGUGUGUUCACUCAUACUCGUGAAUGCGCAUCCACUAAACUCCCGUUACGCGGGGCGCGAUGCGACUAAACUCCCGCUACGGAGCUCAAUCUCCUCCGGAACCUCAUCUGGGCCGUUCAGCUCCGUUCUUCUGCACUCAGCAGUGACUUUUCUGGCUUCAAAUGGCUGUGCGCGGUACCUCUCUGAUGCCGUUCUCCAUUCAAGCCAUUCUGAACAGGAAAGAAGAGUCUCGCCGUUUAAAGGAUCUGGAUGUGUGUUUCUCAAAACGUGCGUGUUGGAAAAUCCUCGAUGAAAUGGACGGACCGGACCGGAGCGACGAGAGAGAGCAGAAGAACUAUGACUCAGACUCCGGGUUGAGUGAAGAGAACGACACCAAAGUUCCAAUCGAUUUAAAGCCCGAAAAAGACGAAACGGAUCACGAAUCCACGGCGGCCGAUCACGGCAAAGGCCUGAGCGACUGUGUGUCCGAUUGUAAUACGGUUGAGGAGAAGAGCAGCGAUCAGCCCAAGCAGCGGAAGAAGCGUUCCCGUGCAGCGUUCUCUCACGCGCAGGUGUUCGAGCUCGAGCGGCGCUUUAAUCACCAGCGCUAUUUAUCCGGACCGGAGCGCGCGGACCUCGCGGCCUCUCUCAAACUUACCGAGACUCAGGUCAAGAUCUGGUUCCAGAACCGACGGUAUAAAACCAAACGGCGCCAAAUGGCAGCCGAUCUCCUGGCCUCGGCCCCGGCGGCGAAGAAAGUGGCCGUGAAAGUGCUGGUCCGGGACGACCGGAGACAGUACAGCCCCGGGGAACUGUUGCGACCGCCGCUACUCUCACUGCAGCCGCAUUAUUAUUACCCGUACACGUACUGCCUGCCCGCCUGGAGCCCGUCCUCCUGCACUGGAACCCAGUGACACCAGAACACUCCUCAUAUUUAUUCUAUUCAACUGAAAACACCGAGGAGACAAAAAUGGACUGAAACCAAGAACUGAUUUCAGUUUUGGUGCUAAUAAACUCGAUUAGGAUUUAAUUCAGAAUGUAUGGAAAAAAAAGCACUUGAUGUCGUUACUGCAUGUUUCUUGCUGCAGUUUUUAAGGUGACGGUAAGACUGGCACUUUUCCCAUCACAUGCCCAUCAGGAAUAUAUUGAUCUGAAGGUUUUAUAAGUGAGCCGUGAAAUCUCAUCGUUUACUCAACAUGUACCUGUUUUCCAUGUUUUGUUUA